Messenger RNA from Colias croceus (clouded yellow), 1149 nucleotides. RefSeq names its product high affinity copper uptake protein 1-like. Gene Ontology annotation, molecular function: copper ion transmembrane transporter activity. Gene Ontology annotation, cellular component: membrane. The transcript is spliced from 7 exons. The record is from RefSeq and is a predicted model, not a curated record. The coding region runs from base 251 to 964 and encodes 237 amino acids. Gene Ontology annotation, biological process: copper ion transmembrane transport. Lineage: Eukaryota; Metazoa; Arthropoda; Insecta; Lepidoptera; Pieridae.
UCUAUGGUAAUUCGGUGUACAUUUGACAGGUGUCUCUAAAGUUUUGGUAAAAAAAUAAUUUAGAAUAGUAAUUGAUAGAUUUUGAUUGUGUUUUAAAUCAGUUAUAUUUGCAGAUUUUCGUUUUGUUUAUUACGUUGAAGGUCAGGUAUAUUUGUACCUCCAUGACUGGUGUUGAUAGAUAGUGAAUUUCUCAUAGUUAUAUUUCAUUGCAAUUUUCAUUGAAAAACAAUAUUGUUGAAUUAAAGAAACCAUGGACCCACAUCAUAUGCAUCAUUUAAAUCAUGGAAUGGAUCAUGGAGGUCAUGUACCUGAAGGAAUGGAAAAUAUAGAACAUGCAGCUGUUCAAAUGAAUGGGACUCAUUUUAUGGAAGAUAUUAAUGUGAAUAAAAUAUUUAACACAAGUGACAAUUUCAAUAUGAUGAAUGGUGAUCAAGAAGCAAUGACCCAUGAGCAUCAUGGUCAACAUGCUCAUCACGACAUGGGACACAGCAUGACGUUUCAUGGAGGCUACCUGGAAACCAUUUUAUUUUCAUGGUGGAAAGUGACAGAUGCUGGGGAAUUUGUUGGAUCAUUUUUAGCAAUAUUUCUUGUAGCAUUGUUAUAUGAGGGGCUCAAAUAUUACAGAAAACAUUUACUAUGGAAGACAUACACAGGACUUCAAUAUUGUGCAGUAUCACCUCCCGAUAAGGGUGUGUCAAAUAUUUGCGCUCCAGAUGAUCCUCAAGUCAUACAACCAGUUCCCCAUGUUCUUGACAGGAAUACACCAACAAUGAUGAGUACUGCACAUGCUUGGCAAACAGUUUUACAUGGUGUUCAAGUUCUUGUGAGCUAUAUGUUAAUGCUUGUGUUUAUGACAUACAAUACAUGGCUGUGUGCUGCUGUGGUACUGGGAUCUGCGACAGGUUAUUUUUUCUUUGGCUGGCGUGAGUCAGUUGUGGUGGACUUUACAGAACACUGUCACUGACAUAAUAUAGUAAGAAGCACCAUCCUAGUAUUACUAUUGUUAAUUUUUUAUAGCCUCGCCACAAAAAAACUCAAAAUGUUAUGUAUAUCAUGUUAUAUUAAGACAACCUUUUUGGGUUAUAUAUUUAUACCAGUUACUAUACAGUUAAAGGUUUAGGUUACUAGAAUAAAUAUUAAUGCUUUGGA